AAGAGGAAGAACAGGCCGAAACCCGACGUGGGUGCGGACGCCAUCAGUGUCGAAGGCCCCGUACCGGUGGCGGAAGAGGAAGAAGUCCAACACGAAGAAGAGAACGAAGAUAAGUGCCACCGGGACUCGGAUGAGGAGAAGGACGAUGCCCGCGAAGCGAGAGACGGAGAUGACGCCGGUGACGGCGCGGAGGAGACGGCUCCCUCCGCCAAGAAGAAGAAAAAGGGAUUUGGGAUCUUGACUUCCGAGCCCUUCUCUCGGCUCCCCCUCUCCGAUCUCACCAUGAAGGCCAUCCAAGAGAUGGGGUUUGAGAACAUGACGCAGAUUCAAGCUAGAGCGAUACCACCUCUGUUGGCAGGGAAAGAGGUGAUGGGUGCUGCCAGGACAGGUUCUGGAAAGACUCUUGCUUUCUUGAUACCUGCAGUCGAGUUGCUGCAUAAUAUCCAUUUUAUGCCUCGGAACGGCACUGGGGUCAUCAUUAUCUGUCCAACAAGGGAGCUUGCCAUUCAAACACAUGCUGUGGCGAAGGAUCUUUUGAAGUACCAUUCACAGACUCUUGGUUUGGUUAUUGGUGGUGCUGGACGAAAAGGAGAAGCUGAGCAUCUUGCUAAGGGGGUAAAUUUAUUGGUGGCUACACCUGGAAGGCUUUUGGACCAUCUCAAAAACACCAAAGGAUUCAUUUACAAAAAUCUGAUGUUUCUUAUAAUUGAUGAAGCUGAUCGAAUUUUGGAGGCUAACUUUGAGGAAGAUAUGAAGCAAAUAUUUAAGUGUUUGCCAAAGGCAAGGCAAACUGCCCUUUUUACUGCCACCCAAACCAAGCAGGUUGAGGAAUUUGCUUGUUUGUCAUUUAAGGAAAAGCCAAUAUAUGUUGGAGUUGAUGAUGGGAGGUCAAAGGUCACUGUUGAAGGGUUGCAGCAAGGAUAUUGUGUAGUUCCAAGUAACAAAAGGUUUCUGGUCUUGUAUGCUUUUCUGAAGAGAAACCUUUCGAAAAAGAUAAUGGUCUUCUUUUCUUCCUGCAACUCAGUCAAGUACCAUUCAGAACUUCUCAGAUAUAUUCAAAUUGAUUGUUUUGAUAUCCAUGGAAAGCAAAAGCAGCAGAAACGCACAGCCACUUUUUUUGACUUCUGCAAGGCACAAAAGGGUAUACUACUCUGCACUGAUGUAGCUGCUCGGGGACUUGAUAUUCCUGCGGUGGAUUGGAUUGUGCAAUAUGAUCCUCCUGACGAACCAAAGGAGUACAUUCACAGGGUUGGCCGGACAGCCCGUGGGGAGGGCAGCGAAGGCAAUGCUUUGCUUUUCCUAUUGCCUGAAGAGGUGCAAUUCCUCCUCUAUUUGAAGGAAGCAAAGGUACCUGUCAAGGAAUACGAGUUUAAUGAAAAGAAAGUGCCAAAUUUGCAAUCUCACCUGGAGAAAAUAGUGGGAGAAAACUACUUUCUAAGCCAGUCAGCUAAAGAUGCAUACAAAUCCUAUAUUUUAGCCUACAAUUCACAUUCUAUGAAGAAUGUCUUUAAUGUGCACCACCUCAAUCUCAAGGAUGUGGCUACUUCUCUUUGCUUUGUCUCACCCCCAAAGGUGAAUUUAGAUCUGGAAAGCAGUGCAUCCAAGUUCAGGAAGAAGACGCACAAAAUUGAUGGCGGCCACCACGGCAUCAGUGCAAGCAACCCCUAUGGGAGACAGAAGGCUGAUGAUCAAAGACAGUUUGCACGAUACUAAAGCUGGCUGUGGGAAGAUGAAGAGUUUCUGGCAUCCCACAAGCUGGAGUUGUACAAGUAGGCUCCAUCGAAGAUAACUUAAAGCUAAUAGAUUCAUUCUUGUGUAGUUUUGCAUGCUACUACUGCCAAGGUUUGGUUUUUGAGAAGCAUCAUAGUUUGGUGUAAUGUUCGGGGUGCUGCAUCUAUUUGCAGUGGCGGACUAACAAUUGUAGUUCAAGUGAGAAUCCAAUGUUUUCUCAGUUGCAUUAUUUUUGACAAGUGUAAGCAAUUUUAAGA
Messenger RNA from Musa acuminata subsp. malaccensis (wild Malaysian banana), 1988 nucleotides. RefSeq names its product DEAD-box ATP-dependent RNA helicase 27. Gene Ontology annotation, molecular function: RNA helicase activity; ATP binding; nucleic acid binding. The record is from RefSeq and is a predicted model, not a curated record. Gene Ontology annotation, cellular component: nucleolus. NCBI's taxonomy places the organism in Eukaryota, Viridiplantae, Streptophyta, Magnoliopsida, Zingiberales, Musaceae. Gene Ontology annotation, biological process: maturation of LSU-rRNA from tricistronic rRNA transcript (SSU-rRNA, 5.8S rRNA, LSU-rRNA).